This is a messenger RNA of Pseudopipra pipra, 4207 nucleotides long. RefSeq names its product TNFRSF1A associated via death domain (gene TRADD). The coding region runs from base 195 to 1115 and encodes 306 amino acids. Lineage: Eukaryota; Metazoa; Chordata; Aves; Passeriformes; Pipridae. Gene Ontology annotation, molecular function: transmembrane receptor protein tyrosine kinase adaptor activity. Gene Ontology annotation, biological process: positive regulation of canonical NF-kappaB signal transduction; extrinsic apoptotic signaling pathway. The transcript has 5 exons. The record is from RefSeq and is a predicted model, not a curated record. Gene Ontology annotation, cellular component: tumor necrosis factor receptor superfamily complex.
CCCGGGGCCCCGCGGGCGGCACCGCCGAGGGCAGCGCUGCUCCAGCGCCUUCCCCGGGGACGGCGCGAGGCCGGGGCGGGCAGGGAGCGGCAGCGCCCGAGCCUGCCAGGAGUCGGCGAGAAGGGCAACAGCCAUGGGCACAAACGAGACUGUCAGCCGGGGCUGGUGUUCCGACAGCACGAGGGGUGCUGAAGAUGGCAGGCAGCUCCACUCCCUGGAUUGGCAGUGCUUACCUGUUCCUCCAGUCGACGAGCAAGACCGUCGUUCUGCCAUCCCUCUAUGAGAGCUCCCAGGAGAAGCCCGGUGUGUUCAGGGCACUGAAGCUGGCAUUGGCAGACUCCACGGGCAGCAUGAAUGGUGUGGACAUGCUGAAGGUGCACUGCAGCCACCCCCAGCUGAUAGUGCAGCUCAAGUUCUGCAGGCAGGAGAACUGCCGCCGCUUCCUGCGCAGUUACCGCGACGGAGCGCUCCAGAGGGCCCUCCAGAAUCACCUCCAGCUCUCCUUGGCCAUGACCACUGUGCCUCUGGAAAUGGAGCUGAAGACUGGCAGUGAGCACCUUGACAACAUGCUGAAGGAUGAGGAUCGUUGCCUGGAGUGCAUCUACAGAGAAAAGCCUGACCGCCUGCGCGACGAGGAGCUCACGGAGCUGGAGGAACACCUCAAGAGCCUGACUGUCCACCAGAGCACCAACAACAAUGUGGCUAUAAAAGACUGUGCACCUCUCGAGUCCCCAUCUCUGCCUUAUCCUUCUCCAGGCAGCUCCCUUCCCCCACCAGGCACCUUCAUCUUCCAGGGACAGCAGUUUGACAACAGAACAAUCACCCUGGAUGACCACCAGAAAUUUGCCAAGCUCGUGUCCAAGAAGUGGAAGCAGGUGGGUCGCUCUUUGCAGAAGAGCUGCCGGGCCCUGCGGGAUCCUGUCAUUGACAACCUGGCCCUGGAGUACGAGCGAGAGGGACUCUAUGAACAGGCCUAUCAGCUGCUCCUCAAGUUCAUCCAGUCAGAGGGCAAGAAGGCCACAAUAGCACGGCUGAUCACAGCCCUGGAAGAAAACGGUCUCAUCAGCUUGGCUGAGGAGCUCCUGGGCCUCCACUCCAACGAGGACUGCUCCUAGAGCCCCAAGGGCAGUGCCAUUGCUAAGGGCUUUCCUGCUUUAGCUACUGUGUGAAACUGCUGCCAGUUUCUGGGAAUGUGAAGCCCUGAAAAUCACCACAGGUUUCCAUCUAGGUUGGAAUGUCCAGGGGAGAGGCUCUGUGCUCACAGAAGCCAGCAUGGACCUCUUACCUUCCCUAUUUUGUUGUGUUUCCAGAAGUCAGCACUAUCUUCCUGUGAACUGGUGAGAGAGGCUUCCAGCCUGACUUCCUUCAGGACUGAGGGAAGGGAAGGUAGCUUCCUUCAGGACUGUCACAGGGAAGCAGCCAGACAGAGAGCCCUAGGGGAGAGUGGGGGAGAGGAGAAAAGCAAGCAAGGAAUCUCAGAGAAUUUUUCUGGGAAGCAGACAAUGCCACUGCUUCUCAGGCUGUGUCUCAGGGCCAUCACCUGGGGAGCUGCAAUAUAUUUUUUAUAUUGAAGACAUUUAUGCCCUCAGGCAUGACAUCAAGGAAAGAGAGGGGAAAUUAAGGAAAAGUCUAUUUUAUAUUAUUUUCCUUUUCUGUUUGAAAAAUAUCUGUGGCAAGUGCAUCUGUCCUGCCCUGCUCUAUUAUAGCUCCUUCCCACACUCACCACCUGAAGGUUUCCCUUCCAGCUGGAACAGCCAUAAUCUUCCACAGGGCACAAGACUGCUGCUGUGGAACAAAUUCCAGGCACUGAACAAGCAGUGCGGACAAACUCAAAUUCAGACAACGAUUCUCAGCUUUCCCUGGUCUGUGGUGGACAGUGAUACAUUGAGCACAUCGUGCUCAGCUCCUGCCUGGCAGCUGAGGGAGCCUCAGCUGUGGAGAGCAGUCUCCUGGUCAGUGAGUGACCAUCGUGGGCUGGAGCUGCAUACAAAUGGUAUUUCAAAAAAUUUUUAAAAUCAGAAACUCGGAAAUUACUUCAACAGCAAGAGGGUUUGCUCUUGAUUUUGCAGAAAUGAUUUUUUAAAGAAGACAAGGUCAUAUGCAUAGCCUGCUGUCUUAUUUGUAAUAAGUUUUUCUAAGCUCUCAGACUAGGUAUUCAUGUACACAACCUUCACAUAAGGCAGCCUCUGAGUAGUGAGAAUUACUAGUUUUUGUAGUACCUGUUAAUGCUUAAAAUGAGAAAGUUGUAUUAUUCAGCAUCACCUUCAAGUCCAGAAAACUUCUUUGCAGCCAUUGCUGUUUUACAGAGCACUAAGCCUGGAUGCUUUCUCCUGGCUGCAGGCACUGUGCACUGUCCCUCUCUGCCAGCACUGGCAUGGGUAUUGCCUCUUACUCACACAUUCCCUCUCAAAAGUGCCAUUAAGUGCUGGAGCCUCUGGCAACCUUUGUGGAAUAUCAUCAUCUUUAACAGCAUUCACAGGUGCCUUCAUUGCAGAGACUUGCAGGAAAAGGGUUUUCCAGGGAUAUUCCAUGGUGAAAUUAAGUGCAUUGCAUGUUUUAGGACCAUAGCAGUGGCUGUUUCAUACCUGCUUUUCCAUGAUCAGUCAUCAGCAUCAGGUGCAAUGAAAACUUCAGUUCUGGUCUCAAGUGGACUCCUUCCUGCUGAAAGAGCAGCUUUUGUUACUAUUAUCUGGCACAGAAAUAAACAACUUUCCCAGAGGCCUUAGAAUGAAAGCUGGAUGGUCAGUUGGAUGGUGAGGACAGGAUGUCAUUUGCCUUGUGUGGCAUUUGGCUGGAGCUCCACUCUGAGUUUACUUCUGCUUUACCCAGAAGAUUUUCCAGCGUUUUUACACCACUGUGCAAACACAAGGGAACUCUUAUCACACAGGGAAGGGAGAAGCACUCACAAAGGAAAAACCCUUAGCAGAGACUGUUGAAGAAAUGGGGGGCAUGUCCUUACCUUGGGCAGCAAUGCAGUGAGUGGAGUGCAGAGAGCGAGAUGUUGGGGACACUUGGUGACACACCUGGCACUGGGGAAAAAAAAGAUAUUUUCGGGGGGGUGGUGGUGUUUCAGAAUCAAACACAAUAUUAAAAGCAAAUAAAGGUGCUAAUCAGUUGCAUAUAAGACCUGAAAUAGAUAAAAUAUAAAACAGAAAAAAAACAGCCCAAAAUGUGCUUAGAGGAAGGGAUCCAAGAGGGCUUUUUUUUUGUGGUGCAGAUUGUUUUUGUAGUUUUAACCAUGUUUCAGAUUUGAAGGAGGCUCCUUUCAGUCUGCCAGAAGGAAUAAAAGAUCCAUCCAAAGGAGAAUUUGAAUGAUUUGUUUUGGCAUAGCUGAGCUACAGUGCUCAAACAGAUGAUAAUAAAGAAGAGAGUGAAAGUUAAAUGCUCACCAGAUAUACUUCGACAUGAGGCAUCUGAUAGAGACAAACCUGUCAGGAUACUCUGAUAUGAAAUCAUCUCAGAGGAAAAUACCUCUUUAUUUCCCAUUCAUUUCAAACCUGGGUUUGGCACUGAGAAGUUGUCCUGGGUCACUGUGUCACCUCCCACCUGCAGUUCCAAAGGGAGCCACCUCCAAGUCACACCCCUGCACUUUGAAACCAAAAGCAAGUAUGCACAGCAAUGAGGAGCCUCUCUUAAAUUCACUUACACUGAUGAUUUAGUUUAACUGAAAAUUCUGGUGUAGCCAUGAACCCCUGGUAUUGUACACCUUGAACUGAGGAGGAACUAGAACAGGAGUCAAGAGGGUUUUGUGAGUGUAACCCACACACUGGAGUGUGUGCAGGACACUGGUGAGAUCCUUGGCUUUACACCAGACAAGGUCUGCCCUUGUCCUUUGUAUGGAGAUGGACUCAGACAGUGAAGCAAUUUAAGGCCUAGAGUCAAAAAUUAUAUAUUAUUGCCUUCUGUGGAUUGAAUUUUAGUCACUGAAGGGAUCUGGCCAUACAUCUCUAACUGAAACCUGCAGGAGAUGUGUGGUUGAAGUCUCUUAGUUGUCAGUGGAAAAUCACUUGCAAAUCUUCUAAUUCCAAAUUCCCAUGAUAUUCAGCAUCAGAUCUGGAUCAGCCAUCUACAGCUAUGGACUGCAAUGCCAUGUAUCUUUGGGUCUAGGACAUUUAACCUCCAAGGAAUUGUCUUUUAUAGAAAAAAACACUGGUAUAUUUUUUCUCUAUUCUUUUUUUAUAAAUAAAUACAUACUUUUGAUGACAAA